Molecule: messenger RNA, 984 nt
Organism: Aspergillus nidulans FGSC A4
Lineage: Eukaryota; Fungi; Ascomycota; Eurotiomycetes; Eurotiales; Aspergillaceae
Product: protein plyA
Exons: 4
Coding region: 1-984 (327 amino acids)
Cellular component (GO): extracellular region
Molecular function (GO): pectate lyase activity
Source: RefSeq, a predicted model, not a curated record
AUGCAGAACCUCAAGUUCCUCAUCGCCGCCGUCAGCUGCCUCGGGCCGGCCCUUGCAGCUCCGACUCCUACCAGCAACUUUAUCAACAGCAACUUCAACAAGCGUGCUUCCGUUGAAGAUUCCGCCUUUGGCUAUGCCAGCCUGAACGGCGGUACUACCGGCGGUGCCGGCGGUACCACAACCACCGUCUCCUCUUACGCCGAGUUCACUGCCGCCGUCCAAGGCGACGACCCCAAAAUCGUCAUCGUCAGCGGUCCCAUCGAGGAGACCGCCGAACAGGUCGAUGUCGGCUCUAACACCUCUAUCCUUGGUGCCGACUCUUCCGCCGUCCUGACCGGUUUCGGUCUCCGCCUCAAGGAGGUCGAGAACGUUAUUAUCCGCAACCUCGGUAUCGCGAAGGUCUUGGCCGACAACGGCGACGCCAUCGGUGCUGAAUACUCCAACAACAUCUGGAUCGACCACGUCGACGUCUCCAGUGACCGUGACCACGACAAGGACUACUACGACGGUCUCCUUGACUUCAAGCGCGGCUCUGACUACAUCACCGUCUCUAACUCCUUUAUUCACGACCACUGGAAGGCUUCGCUCGUCGGCCACAGCAACAGCAACGAAGACGAGGACUCUGGAAAGCUCCACGUUACCUACGCUAACAACUACUGGUACAACCUGAACUCCCGCGCUCCGUCAAUCCGCUUCGGUACCGGCCACAUCUACAACAACUACUACGAAACUGUGAGCGACGGCAUCAACACCCGUAUCGGUGCCCAGGUUCUCGUCGAGGGUAACGUCUUCGUCGACAGCAAGAAGGCCCUCUACUCGACUGACGAAGGAUACGCCGUCGAGCGCAACAACGACUUUGGUGAUGCCAAGAACGAGGCCCUUGAGGGAACCCUUACCUCCGUUGAAUACGAGUACGACCUCCUUGAUACCUCUGAGGUCAAGAGCGCUGUUGUUGGAACUGCUGGUCAGACCCUUACUUUCUAA